This is a messenger RNA of Saprolegnia diclina VS20, 1171 nucleotides long. RefSeq lists its product as hypothetical. The record is from RefSeq and is a predicted model, not a curated record. The transcript has 9 exons. Gene Ontology annotation, molecular function: protein binding. Bases 1 to 1122 code for a protein of 373 amino acids. Lineage: Eukaryota; Oomycota; Saprolegniomycetes; Saprolegniales; Saprolegniaceae.
AUGGGUGGGCUCUACGUGAGCACCCACGUCGUGCUCAACCGCCGGUACCCGUCGUGGGACGGUGCGGGCCGCGCCGCGACCUUGCCGUGGGCCACGUUCCUUAGCUUUGUCCAAAGCGUGUCGCUGCUUCUCGUAGUGAUCGCGUGGGCCGUCGCGCAAAGUGCCAUGGACAAGGUGUGCAUUGCCGACAAACGGGCCAAGUCCGAGUGCGUAACGCUCUCGACAGCGUUCACGAUCGCGCUCGUCAACGUCUUUCUCUCACUGUUUGUGUUUGGUCUCUGGCGCGUCAGUCACAAAUGGCUCGAAGCCAAGGCGUCCGGGGCCCUCAUGGACAGCUUCAUUUUGGCCGCGAAAACAGGUUUGACACAUACUUACGACUUGGACGAGGCGUUGGCAAUCAUCGCAGGUCGCGCCGACCUAGAUGCCCUCGGGACUGACGGGCGCAAUGCGCUGCACUGGGCCGCGGCCCUCAACCGCAGUGCCGUCGUGCACGUCUUGCUCAAGAAAGGCGCGCACAUCAGCCGCAGCGACAAGGACGGGUGGACGCCACUGCAUUGGGCGAGUCGUAUGGGCAACCCGGAUGUGGUGCGAUUGCUUGUGAAACACGGCGCUGAUGUCAACGCCAAAGACCCAUGGGGCACGACGCCGCUCAUGCUCAGUGUGCUCGGCAAAAGCAAGACGAGCACCAUGUGCCUUCUCGAGCUCGGUGCGCACAUCAAUGCCCGCAACGUCUUUGGACAAACCGUGCUCAUGAUGUGUGCGCAAGAAGACGCCGAGAUGCACGCCUUUGUGGUCUUGCUCGUCAACGCCAACGCAACCUUGAGGCUACGCGACAGCCAAGGUAUGAAUGUGUUGCAUUACGCAGCCGGCGCGGGCCUCAAGAACAUUGCUGCCACACUUCUCGAGUGCUGCACGCCAGCCGAGCUCGGGCAGCUCAACAAGUUUGGCGAUUCGCCGCUCCACGAGGCGCGGCUUCGACAGCGCAAGACGACGGCUGCCAUAUUGGAAGGCAACCCGAACGGGAUGGCCGAGGCGUCGAGUGAAGACGAAGAGAGCGACGAGUACGAGCUGCGGUCGGACGUGAGCGAUUCGAGCGACUCGGGCGACGAAAGGACAUGGUAGCACACACUUAAUACUACUAGUAGGUUAUAUAAUUAGAUUAGAUCUUCAA